AUGUCGACGCGACCGGGUCUAGAGCUAAUACACAUUGGCAUGAAGGAAAGGCGUCUUUGCAACAGCUCACCGGCACCUACCUCAAAACCAGCCGUGGCUAGAGCGCCAGAACCACCGUAUAGCAACUGCCAAGGUGUGAAACUAUUGGGGAAAUGGCACAGCUAA
Purpureocillium lilacinum is the source of this 165-nucleotide messenger RNA. The record is from RefSeq and is a predicted model, not a curated record. NCBI's taxonomy places the organism in Eukaryota, Fungi, Ascomycota, Sordariomycetes, Hypocreales, Ophiocordycipitaceae.